Messenger RNA from Histoplasma capsulatum G186AR, 399 nucleotides. RefSeq lists its product as uncharacterized. The transcript is spliced from 2 exons. The record is from RefSeq and is a predicted model, not a curated record. Lineage: Eukaryota; Fungi; Ascomycota; Eurotiomycetes; Onygenales; Ajellomycetaceae. The coding region runs from base 1 to 399 and encodes 132 amino acids.
AUGAUAUCAACCAUGGCUCUCUCCCUCCUUGGUCUCUCUGGCCCCCAGGACCUCCAUCGCAUCCUCUUUGUGGCUGGUCAACAGCUGAGUCCCUUCGCCCACAGUCCACAAUCCAGGGCAGUCCUGGCUCUCCCAGGGCAAGAUGCACCCUUCGUACGAGGCAGCAUGACAGAGCUGCAGGUUCGAAGCCACCGGCCAUCGUACAUCAAUGUCAUCCUCAUUCAAUCUCGCGGCCGGCCGGAGCCACACGCAUGCCUUGCCUGCCGGAGUGCUCAUCCAGGUCUUCGGCCAUUCCCAGAAUGCCGUCGCCUGCCUGGCCACUUUGGUGGAGCUUGUGGCAACAAUGGCGUGAUCAUGCCAUUCGCUGCUCCGUACGAGAUGGGGAAGGGGUGGAGGUGA